Molecule: messenger RNA, 2232 nt
Organism: Orbilia oligospora ATCC 24927
Lineage: Eukaryota; Fungi; Ascomycota; Orbiliomycetes; Orbiliales; Orbiliaceae
Exons: 9
Coding region: 1-2232 (743 amino acids)
Biological process (GO): isoprenoid biosynthetic process
Molecular function (GO): prenyltransferase activity
Source: RefSeq, a predicted model, not a curated record
AUGACUACCCAAACUUAUCUCCGUAGGAAUAACACUAUGCCAACAAGUCUAAGGCUAGGAACCCGUCAUCAGUCCACCAUACUCCAAGAUGCGAAUAAUUCGGGUCCAAUGCCCUGGCCAGAGCCCUACCAGUUCUCAAUCCCCUUCUCCACCAAACAUCUAGAUGGUUAUUUUUUCACUUAUCAACCUCGAAUAAACACCUCUACCGCAGAAAAGGAAACAGAAGUUAUUCUAAGAGUACAUCAAGAAUGGUUUGACCGUGGAGGCUGUCAAGUGCGCGAUGGAGCUUUGUCUGUCGAUGGCGGACCGGUUUUGUCGGUUGUAUUUCCUGAAGCCGAGCCUAGACGGCUGUUGAAUUUGGCGGCUAUUGUUUCUAUUGGGUAUAUUCAGGAUGAUUGGGCAAGUCAAGAGAUAGUGUGCAAUCGAUCGAACCACGGAGACAAGGAAUCCAAUAUGAAGAAGUUCGGUGCCAUCAUCAAUCAGAUGAAAUCCAAAGCGAUCACAGAAAUGCUAGAGAAUGAUUCAAGUCUUAUUUCUGUAACCCAGAUAUUCGGUGCCCGAGAGACUCGAUCAUUGGAAAGUCAAGAUCUACAUCUGGUAGAGUUCCAGGGCUUAGAUCAUUAUCUAGAAGAGAAGUAUCUCACUGAUACAUGGAGUCGACUUCCAAGUAUACUUCCCUACGUUUACGACAUCAAUUUAUCCAAGGACCAAUUAGCAAGGUACUCCGACCUAAUCAGACUCACCGCCAAAAUGAACACCCUCAUAAAAGACAUAUCCUCAGCAGAAAGAGAUUGGUCCUCCCACAUCUCACAGAAUAAACUCGGAGUCCCGGUCUCAGCAGUAUACAUCAUGAUGCAAACUCAAGAUGUUACAAUUGCACAGGCCAAAAAGCUUGUUGAAAGAAAGUGUCUUGAACUAGAACAACAAUUUUCAAGACUUUCGUGGGAGUUGUUAGAUAAUACAGAACACAUGAUUCAAGAAGAAGCCGCGAGGUACAUUUCAGCUCUUCAUCACCUCGUCGCUGGAGAAUUGUCAUGGCAUGCUGGGAGCAACCGGUAUCGAAUUGAGCCUAGUGAUCCGUUUUAUCCCAAGUCAGAGUAUAAGUUGAACGAUUUCCCGCAAGAUACGAGAGGGUUGGCGAAUAGUGUGCAAGCCGAAUGGUCGGGAUACGAAUCUAUGAGUAAUAGCCCUAUACUAAGUGGGACCGCACUAGGAAGCUCGAGGUCGAGAUCUAUAAACGGGUUUAGAGACGUAAGGGCGAGUGGGUUCAACGAGAAUUCAACAGCAUAUGAAUCAGAUAUAUGGCUAGAGCAGUCAGGAAGAUUAUCAGAAGAGACGGUGCUCAAACCAUUCGAAUAUCUCCUAUCUCUGCAGACGAAGAAGAUUAGUUCUCAGGCAAUCCAAGCACUCGACUUUUGGUACAACUUGCCUCGACGGUCUCUAGACAUCAUCAGUUCAGUCGUCGAUAUGCUGCAUAGUUCAUCAUCAAUCCUCGACGAUAUUGAAGGAACUCCUUCGACGAAACAAGGAGCGCCUUCCGCUCCAAUGGUUUUUGGAACUCCACGCGCAGUGAACACCGCGAACUACCUAUUUGUCAAAUGCCUCCAGGAGAUCCAGAAGUUGCCACAUUCUCUAUCAGCUGUUGAAAUUUUCACAGAUGAAAUGGCAAACAUAAACAUUGGGCGAGGUUACAACACCCAGUGGACUUUCCGUUCGGCCACUCCAUUGGAGCGAGAUUAUAUAAAAAUGGUAGAUGGAAAAACCGGCAGCCUAUUCAGGCUGGCAGCUCGCCUAAUGAAGGCUGAGGCCACACAGAAUAAGGAUUUAAACGUUGACGGCUUGGUCACACUCAUGAGUCGCUAUUUCCAGAUCCGAGAUGACCACCAAAGUCUUGCUUCGAUGGCACCAGGUGAUCCGUCAGGUCUAGACGAAGGAAAAUAUUCCCUCGCACUGAUACAUUCGCUGAAUAAUUCAAAUUUAAACGAUCGCGAACAAUUGGAAAGCUUAUUGCUAUUAAGAAACAGACAGGGGAAGUUGUUCCCUGAACAAAAGAGCUUAGUUAUGAAAAUAUUUGCAAGAACAGGGAGUAUGGGGUAUACUGUCAAAGUCAUGGAGAGAUUGGAAAAUGAAAUCGAGAGGAGGCUUGAAGGUUUGGAAGGGACUAUAAUUGGCGCGGAAAGGAAUUGGACUAUGCGGGCAAUCAUGGAGUAUUUGAGAGUUGGAAGGUCGUAA